CAACAAUCUCAUCUUCAUCUCACUUCACUCACUUCACUCACUUCAAUCAACUUUUCUCAAGCCUUCCAGCUUCAAACAAACCAACCGCAAAUAUGCAAAUCUCCAAGAUCAUCACCACCAUUGUCGCCACUGCCUGUGUCUCCACUGCUCUCCCAAAUGACGGUGGCCACGGACAUGAGGGUGGCCACGGUAGUGACCGCCCCAACAACGGCAAUGUCCAGUGCGUCAACGGCUCCAACUACUGCUGCCAGUCUCAGGCCGGUCUCCUCGCCAUCGGCUGUGUCCUCCAGAAUGUUCUUGGUGCCUGCGCCAACCAGCAAGUCUGCUGCACCAACAGCGGUUCCGGAACCCAGAACUGUGUGAACCAGAACGGUCUCCAGAUCAACGUUGUGUUGUAAAUGCAACACUCGACUUGAUUCGGCUACUCGCCAAUACUGCCUUGGCCGGGUCCGCCGUUUGCACAUACCCUCGCCGGUGCGCGUGAUCGGCGUGCGCAUGGUCGACAUUCCUUACAUAUUCUCGCAUGAGCGAGAUGGUUCCUUUUGUUUCUUCUCGGGGUUGUAGUGGAGGAUAUCUGGUGAUAAUUCGGGCUUUUGGAUGAAUCUUUUCUAGUCUUUUGUCACGCGAAGUUGAGAUGGACGGGGACGCCUGUUGGGAUCUCCUGUGGCCUUUGUUUUAAUAAUGCUAGUAAUGGAUUCAUAAUCUUGCCUUUAAG
Messenger RNA from Pseudogymnoascus destructans, 715 nucleotides. RefSeq lists its product as uncharacterized. The record is from RefSeq and is a predicted model, not a curated record. Lineage: Eukaryota; Fungi; Ascomycota; Leotiomycetes; Thelebolales; Thelebolaceae. The transcript has 2 exons. Bases 93 to 398 code for a protein of 101 amino acids.